Rangifer tarandus platyrhynchus (Svalbard reindeer) is the source of this 582-nucleotide messenger RNA. Lineage: Eukaryota; Metazoa; Chordata; Mammalia; Artiodactyla; Cervidae. The record is from the annotation of a GenBank genome assembly.
AUGGCUGCCAUCCGAAAGAAGCUGGUGAUUGUGGGGGAUGGGGCCUGUGGGAAGACCUGCCUCCUCAUCGUCUUCAGCAAGGAUCAGUUCCCAGAGGUCUACGUCCCUACUGUCUUUGAGAACUACAUCGCAGACAUAGAGGUGGAUGGCAAGCAGGUGGAGCUGGCUCUGUGGGACACAGCAGGGCAGGAAGACUACGACCGCCUGCGGCCUCUCUCCUACCCGGACACUGACGUCAUUCUCAUGUGCUUCUCCAUCGACAGCCCCGACAGUCUGGAAAACAUUCCUGAGAAGUGGACCCCGGAAGUGAAGCACUUCUGCCCCAAUGUGCCCAUCAUCCUGGUGGGGAAUAAGAAGGACCUGAGGCAAGAUGAGCAUACCCGGAGAGAGCUGGCCAAGAUGAAGCAGGAACCUGUUCGAUCUGAGGAAGGCCGGGACAUGGCGAACCGGAUCAGUGCCUUUGGCUACCUUGAGUGCUCAGCCAAGACCAAGGAGGGGGUGCGGGAGGUAUUUGAGAUGGCCACUAGGGCUGGCCUUCAGGUCCGCAAGAAUAAGCGCCGGAGGGGCUGCCCCAUUCUCUGA